Corylus avellana is the source of this 2886-nucleotide messenger RNA. The record is from RefSeq and is a predicted model, not a curated record. NCBI's taxonomy places the organism in Eukaryota, Viridiplantae, Streptophyta, Magnoliopsida, Fagales, Betulaceae.
AUGGGUAGCAGCCAUAUCUUUAUGUCCACUCUUCAUCUCAUCCUCUUUUUUUUCUUCUCCCUGCUUGCAACUUCAUCCUACCUACAACUUAUUAAACCCGUUUCAUGUACCAAAAUCCCUAUUUCCAGGUGCUCGGAUGUGGAGAGGGAAGCACUUCUUAGCUUUAAAUACAAUCUCACAGAUCAAUCGGGUCGUCUCUCUUCUUGGGUUGGUGAGGAUUGUUGCAACUGGAUAGGCGUUGGCUGUGACAACAACACCGGAAAUGUAGUGAAGCUUGACCUCAGAAACCCAUUUGUUCAGCUUAAUUUUUCCGAUUUUGAUCCUUAUUAUGUACUAUUGUCCGAUAAAGAGAUGGAAGCUUACAACAGGUCGUGCCUGGGGGGCAAGAUAAGUUCUUCUUUACUCAAUAUAAAGCAUUUGAGUUACUUUGACCUAAGCUUUAAUAAUUUUAAUGGAAUCAGUAUUCCAAAAUUUUUGGGUUCCCUUGAGAAUCUGAGGUAUCUCAAUCUCUCUUUCUCAUUGUUUUCCGGAGUUAUUCCUUCCCAUAUUGGGAAUCUUUCAAGGCUCCAAUCUCUAGACCUCAAUUCAGCUUCAUACUCCACCAACUUUAGCAAUCGAAAUUCAAAAUUGGAGGUCGAAAGUCUAGAAUGGCUUGUUGGCUUUUCUUCUCUUAAGUACCUUGGAAUGGAUUUUGUAAAUCUUGAGAAAGUACCGGAUUGGGUCCAUGCGAUUAAUGUGCUUCCUUCCUUACGGGAGUUACACCUAGCUGGCUGUGAACUUGUUAGUCUUCCACACUCUAUUUCUUCCAUCAACUUUACAUUGCUUUCAGUCAUUGAUCUCUCUUUCAACGAUUUUAACUCCUUCAUACCUCAAUGGUUGUCAAAUGUGAGUGGGCUUUCAACAAUCAAACUUGAGACCAGUUUGCUUAGAGGUACUAUUCCAAUUGGUCUGAUACAUCUAGCCAACUUGCAUAGCUUGAAUUUAGCUGACAACCAGUUAAGUGGGGAGAUAACUGAGUUUGUGGAUGGCUUGUCUCAAUGUUCCAACAAUAGCUCUGAAGAUAGUAGGAACUUUCCGUCAUUGCAAGAACUUGACCUCUCUUUUAAUCAAAUGAACGGAACCAUUCCAGAAAGCAUCGGGAAACUGGCAAGGCUUGUUUCAUUGAAUCUUUUUGGGAAUUCUUGGGAAGGUGUCCUAACUGAAGCUCAUUUUCAAAACCUCACCCAAUUAAAAUCUCUUCGGUUGUCUGUGAAAGUUUCUACAAAUUCGACGUUGGUUUUAAAAGUCAAACAGGACUGGGUUCCUCCUUUUAAGCUGAUAGACCUUAAAUUAACAAACAUGCGGAUCGGCCCAACCUUUCCAACUUGGCUUAAAACCCAAAAUGAACUCAAUGUUCUUUGGCUCGAGAAUGCUGGCAUUUCUGACACCAUUCCACAUGGCCUUUGGAAGUCUUACCCAAAUGUCACCGAUUGGAAUCUAUCUCAUAACAAAUUACGCGGGCAGGUACCGUACUUUAAAUUUCAACCUUUGGUUGCUAGUGUUGAUUUGAGGUCCAACAAGUUAGAGGGUCCACUUCCACUUUUUCAUAAUAAUCUCAGAUCUAUAUUCCUUGGUAAUAAUAUGUUUUCUGGACCUAUUCCAAAAAAUAUAGGUGAGUUAUUGCCCAACUUGAAUUGGUUGGACCUCUCUUCAAAUUCAAUUACUGGCAGAAUUCCCCAUUCUAUUGGAAUGCUAAAGAAAUUAGGCUUUCUUAUUUUAAGAAAUAAUUUCUUGUCUGGGAGACUCCCACCUCUUUGGAAGGAUUUACAGAAGUUAACGAUAUUGGACAUAGCAGAGAACAAUAUAUCUGGCAAUGUUCCAAGUUCAAUGCAAUAUUUGAGAUCACUGGAGGUAUUAUCAUUGAGCCAAAAUCAUCUUGAUGGAGAGUUUCCUUCUUUCUUUAGAAACUAUAAAAACUUGCAAAGCCUUGAUCUUGGAAGGAACAAAUUCUCUGGAAAACUUCCAACAUGGUUAGGAGAAAGUCUACCAUCUUUAUUGAGGUUGAGCCUAAGGUCCAACUUGUUUCAGGGGGACAUACCUCAACAAUUAUGUCUUCUUUCAAAUCUCCAAAUCCUAGACCUUGCACACAAUGAUUUUUCAGGAGUAAUCCCUCAAUGUUUAGGAAGCUUGCGUGGUAAUAUUGAGAAUGGAGGUUAUUUUGUAGACUAUGAUUACCAAAUCUUUUUGGUUACCAAAGGAAUAGAAUAUGGAUAUGGUCAAUCUUUUUUUAAUCUUGUAUAUUCUAUAGACCUUUCGAGUAACAAUUUAUCUGGAGAAAUACCUGAUAAUAUAACAGGCAUCUCUGAAUUGGUGAUCAUGAAUUUAUCAAUGAAUCAUCUCACUGGAAGAAUUCCUAAAAAAAUUGGGAAUUUACACAUGUUAGAAACACUUGAUCUUUCAAUGAAUGAGCUUUGUGGUCCUAUCCCUGAAAGCUUGUCUUCUUUGACAUUCUUAAGUCACUUGAAUUUGUCAUUCAACAACUUGUCUGGGAAAAUUCCUAGUGGGAAUCAACUUCAAACACUUAAUGACUCAUCUAUCUACGAAGGUAAUUCUUUACUCAGUGGGCCUCCUCUUUCAACCAAGUGUUCAGAAGAUGGAACUAAACUUAGAGUAACACCAAAUGGUGAUAACCAAGAUGGAAGGGGAGUUGAGUCAUUCUUGUUCUGGAUUAGCAUGGUUGCUGGGUUUAUUGUUGGAUUUUGGGGAGUUUGUGGCACACUGAUUAUCAAAACAUCAUGGAGACAAGCUUACUUUCGCAGCUUUGAUAAUUUGAAAGACAAGAUUGCUGUUUUCGUUAUGGUCAAAAUUGUUUGCUUACUAAGGAAGGUCAAGUCAGAGAGAAAUUGA